UUAACACAUCAGAAUUAGUAGAGUGAGAAAAACAAUUAACUGAGAAUUCAACAGGAACUGAUUGAGUGCAAACGUUUACGAAAAAUGCAAAUCAUGUUUGGAACAAUUUUCUGUGUUUUAUUGAAAGAUUUAGUAUUGACAAAGGCAACUAUCACACUGAAGGAUUUUACCACUUCAAAUAUCCUCCAACAAGAAAAUGUUUCCAUGCGUCCGGAGUUAAAUUUUACGCAGAAUAUUUCAAUGUCCGAGAAAAGUGAUCAUCAUAUACUAAAUAUCAAAUCUGACCGGAGUCAUUCUGAUAGUACUGUAAGAAAUGAGCGGGAAGUCGAUGAAGCGAUACUUGCAAAUAUUUCUAUCAUCCCAGAAUCUAUUGAAAGCAGUUUGGACAAGCCAACAUCUCUCAGAGCAUUUGUACAAUAUGACAGUCAAUUUACAGAAAAAGUAAACGACAUUUUUGUGACAUUGAGAUGGAACCAACCAGAAUUUGCCGAUGAAAUAAUACAAGUGUACCAAGUGCAGUGUUCUUUCUUCGAGGACUUUAAAGAAACCUGCGACGAUAAAAAUAUCACAGCUACAAAAUUGGAGCACACGGUGCACAAUCUAUCAUCUAACACGACAUAUUAUUUUCGAGUACGUGCGCAUACUAAAAUUGUUGCUGGUCCUUACACGGAUUUAAUCAAUGUGUCGACUACACAUGAAAAUCCAAUACCUAAAUUAUUACUCAUAACGGAUCUAGAUACGAAAAUAUUGGACGUGGAUUUAAACGUUACUAAUUUCGUAAUGCAAGCAUAUAGAUCCAUUGUUUUUGCAAGAUAUGUCACUUAUUUGAUACAAGAACAUAGAAUUUAUUGGAGUAACGGAAAAGAUCUACUGACAUUGAAGAUUAAUGAAAAUAAUAUCACAAAAAUUGCUAGCUUUCCUAAUACUCUACAUAAUCUCUGCAUUGACUGGGUAGCAAGAAAUUUAUAUUUCACCUAUCAAUGGUCAGGCUAUUAUAUUGUAAAGUUUGACUUAACAAUGUGGGAAAAUGGCAUAAUUAAAUUUAAUGAGAUUCUCAAAGAAGAUAUUCCAAUCCAUUAUUUAAAUGUAUCACCGUUUAUGGGAAUAAUGUUUUAUAAUGAAUAA
Messenger RNA from Camponotus floridanus (Florida carpenter ant), 1125 nucleotides. RefSeq names its product proto-oncogene tyrosine-protein kinase ROS-like. Gene Ontology annotation, molecular function: protein binding. The transcript is spliced from 6 exons. NCBI's taxonomy places the organism in Eukaryota, Metazoa, Arthropoda, Insecta, Hymenoptera, Formicidae. The record is from RefSeq and is a predicted model, not a curated record. Bases 85 to 1125 code for a protein of 346 amino acids.